Molecule: messenger RNA, 1335 nt
Organism: Linum tenue
Lineage: Eukaryota; Viridiplantae; Streptophyta; Magnoliopsida; Malpighiales; Linaceae
Source: the annotation of a GenBank genome assembly
AUGGUUAGGUCUGUGAGAGUGAGAGGAUCAGGAAGCAGAGGCGGAGAAGACGGGGAAGACAGAAUCUCCCAGCUUCCUGAAGAAAUCAUUCACUCCAUCCUCAAUCGCCUGGAAUCUCCAGCUGAAGCCGCCGGAACCAGCGUGCUGUCGAGAAGAUGGCUCCAACUGUGGCGACGCUACCCUUUCUUCGUGUUCCCGCCCUCAAAAUCAAAAUCCAAUUUCCGCAGCUUCGUCGCCUCCAGCUCCAGGAAGCUGCAGCUGCCGCUGCCGCCGUGGUCGUCUUCGGACUCGGAUCACAGUUGCUGUGCAACAAUUCAGGAUUUCAGUAUCUCACUUCUCGAGGAGGAUGGUUUUCGGAAGGAGGAUCUCGACCGGUUGCUCUCGUUAAUCGCGAAUCGUGCCGAUGGAUUAUUAUCUCCAGUUAAGUUUGUGCUUCAUGUCAAGCCUUAUUAUCCCUUCUACUACAGUUUGCAGCGGUUUCCGAAUUGGAGCCGCACAAAAUCCAUCACCCUCAGUGGUUGCGAUCUCGCUGCUCUGGCCGCCGAUCACGAUAAUCACAUUAAUGGUUUGGCUUACCUGGGCAGCCUCGAGCGCCUCACUCUGGAAUAUGUCAAUCUCGGUGAACAACUCCUCCACAGAUUCCUGGACAAUGCUCCCCGCCUCGUGUCGUUGAGUCUGGAUGUAGUUUAUGGGAUUGAUAGGCUGGAGGUGGUCUCUUCUCCUCUGCUCCAAUCGCUGCGAUUGCGAUUGUGUUGCAUCAGAAGCCAUAAUCACUCCGAGAGAAUGCGCAGGCUGAGGAUUUCGUCUCCAAAGCUCGAGAAGUUGUGGAUUUGGUCGGGGUUGGAGGAGCUUGAGAUUGACGCUCCUGAUCUCGUUAGUCUCUCCUGGACCGUUUGUCCUGACGACCCCGUCACCAAGGUUAAUCUCGUCAAUUUGGCAUCUACUUGCCGGUCCGAAAUUCGCGUGUGUUCGCCGUCCAUCACCUUUUCGCCACGGUGGUUGAGGGCGUCCCUCUCCUCCGCAUUCAGUCAAUUGCAACGUCUGAACUUGGUUUUCGACUUUUUUAUCUACUUAGCAAAUGAAAAGGUGUGGCUUGAUUUAACCCAGGCUGAAUAUGAUUCCGCACCUCGAGCAAUUGAUCAGAUGGAAUUUGCGACGGCUUGGUACUACGUUCGUUGCGAUGACGUAGCUGCGCGGUUUUUAGAACUUUUCUUUUCAAUUUGUCAUCCUGAAUUCAUGUCGUUCAAUGUUUGCCACGGUGCCCAUCGACGGAUUGCUCAGGUAUAUGCACCAUUCUUUUGUUAUUACACAUGUAUGCGUGAAUAUUGCCCAUGA